Molecule: messenger RNA, 1017 nt
Organism: Cadophora gregata
Lineage: Eukaryota; Fungi; Ascomycota; Leotiomycetes; Helotiales; Ploettnerulaceae
Gene: TIF34
Product: translation initiation factor eIF3 subunit
Exons: 5
Coding region: 1-1017 (338 amino acids)
Biological process (GO): cytoplasmic translational initiation
Cellular component (GO): cytoplasm; eukaryotic translation initiation factor 3 complex, eIF3m
Molecular function (GO): protein binding; RNA binding; translation initiation factor activity
Source: RefSeq, a predicted model, not a curated record
AUGAGACCAACCUUGCUUCAAGGACAUGAGCGGGCUCUUACCCAGAUCAAAUACAAUAGAGAUGGUGACAUCAUCUUUUCGACUGCGAAGGAUCAGCACAUCUGCGCCUGGUUCGCACACAACGGCGAGCGCCUCGGAACAUAUCACGGCCACCAGGGAGCACUCUGGACUGUUGAUGUUGACCCAACCAGCACGGUCAUCGCAAGUGGUGCUGCCGACAACACAGUCCGGUUAUGGGACAUCCGAUCGGGAAAGUGUCUGAAGGUCUGGAACUUUGACACCGCUGUUAAGAGAGUUGAGUUCAACGAGGACGGCACACAACUAUUGGCUGUUACGGAAAAGCGCAUGGGUUUCUUGGGCACGAUCGUUGUUCUGGAUAUUAAGGUCGACAUUGAGGCUGAGCAGUCUGAUGAGAAGGCUAUGGUAAUUACUUGUGAGGAGAGUAAGGCUACCGUUGCAGGAUGGAGCUACCUCUCGAAGUACAUUAUUGCGGGACACGAGGAUGGAUCAGUCUCGCAAUAUGAUGCUAAGUCCGGAGAGCAACUUGACAACAUUCAAGUCCACGAAAUCGAUUUGCAAGUAACCGACCUCCAAUGGUCACCAGACCGCACAUACUUCAUCACCGCCUCAAAAGACAAGACUGCAAAGCUCAUCAAUGCCGCCGACCUCCAAGUUAUGAAGACCUACGUAGCCGACACCCCUCUCAACAGUGCCUCAAUCACACCCAACAAGGAUUUCGUUAUCCUUGGAGGAGGACAGGCCGCUAUGGAUGUUACCACCACCAACACCAGACAGGGUAAAUUCGAAGCGCGUUUCUACCACAAGGUUUUCGAGGAGGAGAUCGGCAGAGUCCGCGGCCAUUUCGGACCUUUGAACACCGUUGCAGCCGACCCUACCGGAAAGGGCUACGCAAGCGGCGGUGAAGACGGCUACGUCCGCGUACACCAGUUCGACAAGGCCUACUUCGACUUCACAUACGAAGUUGAGAGGCAAGCUCGGGCAGCUGGACAGUUGUAA